UGGACCAAAGAUUUAGCAAAAACGUGCAUUUCCAAGAUGCACAAAGCCAGUGGAGACAUAACCCCAAAGAUAUGCAGCUCUAACUGCGGUUUAUGAAGGUUUUACAAAUAAGUAAAGGUUCAAAUGCAUGCCACAUCUGCAUCUUUCUUUUUUUGGAAAAACAAUGCAAAAUUUUCCUUCAUCUUUACGAAUAUGAACCAGAUUGUUUUGGUGUUUCAUGUUAAAUGCCAGUAAAAUAAGUUGAAGUUUGACUUUAGUAAUGCACUGUAUAAAAUUAAGGGCUGAAGCUGAUGAUUUCUCUGUAAACAGCCAAGACCAAAAUGCAAUUGUACAGUUUUUAAAAUGUAAGUUUUUGCAAUAACUAUUAAAAGCCUUCAAAGGUUAACUUUCAGAGGUACUGCCUGAUAUGAAAGAAGUGGUAACAAAAGCAAAGAGAUGUUUUGGUUUAAAGCUGGCACAAUUUUAUUUUUAUUUUACCCUACCUUACUUUUCUAUUUCUAUUAAAACUCUGGAAGUUCUUCACAUGUUCUGCUCUCAGUAUGUGUUUCACACAGAAAACUGCAUCCUGCUUCCAUAUUCUUUGUGACUAAUAACAGGUUUUGCUGUAAAUCAAAUCUUAUAAUACUGUAUCUUUACAGAUCUAAGUUGUGAGAUGCAGAACUAACUAAACUAGAUUUCUACUAAAUUAUUUUGUCAACAGAGUUAUCUUUUACAUGUAGGCUAUUAAAUAAUAUAAUUCUCAUAGAGCCAAAAUUCCCCUUAAGAUUAGGGACAUUAUUGAAUUAUUUUUACCAGGACACAGUUCCACUGAACUGUACUUUUUGUCCUCGUAGUUCGAUGGAAACUUUUAUUUAAAGGACUCCUUCGUCAGCCCCUCCACUUCUAUAGGACUCACUUAUGUAAAAUGUUUUCCUGCAUUUUCUUAUUAAAUUGGCAUUGCACAGCAGUGCAAGAUUGUGAGUUAACGUUCUUAUUUCCAUUGCAGUUCUGCUCCAUGAACACACAAAUUGGAGCCCAAUUACCCGUCGUUUUCCUUGGAUGCACUGCAGAUAUGAGGCCAUAUUGAGCAUAAUUGCAUCCAGUGAAAUGCAUCCAGUAUAUUGUUAUUUUUUCUUACUGACUUCCCAGUUGGGGUUCAAAUCAGCUGUGGCUUUCCUUUUACUAACAGACCGAAUAUCUCACCAUCUCUCUUGGUCUGUUUUUUUUUUUUUUUUUUUUUAAAAAGAAAAAAGAAAACUGUACACCUUUUUGUCUUUAUUUCUAGUUUGGUGAUAGUUCUAAAGUUCAGAGAUGUACGUGAGGGUUUGUCUGCAGAAAUCAUUAAAGCGCUGUCUGAUUACAAUCCAAGCUUAUUUCACUAAGAGCAAACUGCUGUAAUUUUCAAGUUAAUUUCACUUGUUAUACCCCUACCUUGGAGCAAGUAACCUCCUUCCUUGCCCAGCAGUCUUGCUUGGAUGGAGCUCUAUCGUACAGAGACAUUAUGUAACUUACCCCUGCUAACCGUUCUCAUUGCUCUGACUUGAUCUCUUUUUUACCCUCACUAAACUUCUCUCCAGCACAGCCAUGCAUGAUAAAGUGCUUUCUGGCUCUGCGACGCCAUCUAGCGGUAUUGGAACCAUGCAUUGAUUACAAUCCUUUCCCAUUUCUUUUCCCUUUGGAGAACAAUUUUUUUAAAUGAACAAAAAAAUAUUAAAUAUAUGAUUGUAUCAACGAAACCAUGCAUUUUUUAAGGACUUCUGUUGAUUUUAUUCUUCAUUGCAUGGUAUUCCUUCCAAACACAGCACAAAGUAGAAAUUGCUAGUAAGAACAGGUAAAAGAAACCUGUGAAACUCCCCUAAAACGUUGUAGAGUUACGGACUUGAAAUUGUUUUAAGGUGAAAAUGAAGGACUUUGAAUUUUACACUCAACUUUGAAACUCAACUGUGGGGCAACAUGUGCCCAAUUUCUUUUACAAGUUACGAGCGCCUUCCCACACCUGCUGUUGUUUUUGUCUCUUCACGGGAAAAUGAACUUCUCUUGCAGUUUCGGGCUGUGCGGAUGUUGUGCGCUCUCGCAGCGGGCUUGUUGCUCGUUCCUCCUCUGCCCUUUUCUUUUUUCUGUCUGUCUGGUCUGGUGUGGCGCGCUAGAAAGGGGCUGGUUAUGUGACAAAAGACCGCCCAGUCCCGUCUCGUAAGGAGAGAGAGAGAGCGAGAGAGAGAAAAAGGGAGGGCUACAAACCCCCAGGCACCUAGGUUUGCUGACUUCUUUAACACCAACCCAACGAUUCUGAAGAGAUAUUUGCCUGUUUGUGUGCCAAUGAGCAAGAGACGCUCAACGGAAUUGUUUAGCAGCAUGUGGAUCACUUAUGGGCACCUGCAGUUGACAAUAACAACUCUAUUUAAUAGUCAACAAACAGUGGUGGUAAUAAUAAUACUGUAGGUGUAAUAUGAUGUUUACUAUCAAGUGAUACAUAUUUUAUAUCAGCUGUAUUGGUUGCCUUUAGGCUCUUUGCGUUUAUUUAUUAUUACAUGUCCUCCCCAUUCACAAUCAUACUGAGACAAACAGAGUAGCAGUAUUUCUUUAUAUCUGUCUCUGGCUGUGUGUUCAGCACAACUAUAAUUGACUUCCCAUAUAGCAAAACCUAUAUGCUAAUGAUAGACACAUGGGCUGUCAUAGGGUAGUGGAAAAGGGGGGUUCAUAACAUUAGCCCGUGUCUCUUUAAAAAAAAAAAUCAAGUUUCUUGUUGUAUUCUGGAAUGAGGUCAGACACGAGGCUUCUCAUUGCACGCGCUGAUUAUUAUUAGAAUCCUUUGCUCGCCAAUCAGAUGCCGGAGGGGGCGUGGCCUGGCCCCAAGCAGCGUAGCGACAGCGUAGGGGCAAUCUGAUUGGUGGAUUUUUAUCGCCGUUGUAUGAGAGAGGAAUAAAUGCAGGCAAGGGGGGCAGCAGUCUGACGGGGUGCUUGAAACAGCGACUGUUAGUCUUUGCAGAUGGGAGGCAGGGGAGUGUGAGUUGCUCUAGCUUCUAUUUUUUUCCUUCUUCUUUCCCCUACCACAGCAUGCACGGCUUUUGAUUCUUGGAGUAGAUGCAGAGAAAAAGCACUUACUUUUACACAUUGUAUACUUGGGGCCCUUUGUAAGUGCCUGAGCGCAUGUGUGGGCACUCUGCUCCUGCAGCUGUGUAGAUUGUGUUCAGUGAUCACAGGGCUGUGUUGAUUUUUUUUUUUUUUUUAUUCCAACACCGAUUAUCCGCUCCACAACAAAGACGAACUGUUUGAACACCAACAGCACCUGGAAAUUAAACCUUUUUUUAUGCAUGUAGCCUUUUUAGGCAACUCUGGACUGUGUUUUCAAGAAUCCUGCGCAUCUCAGGAGUGAAUAACUGCUUGCACUGUUUGCACUCAGCACAAACUGUCAGAGUGGGAGAAAAGAGCUGAGUUUGCUUUAAAGUGAACCAGAGGAACCCAGGAGAGAGGGGGGAGAAAGAGCAAGCAUCCCGCUCUUACUUUAAUCGGACAGCAUGGUGCAGAAAAUGAGCCACACAGAGAGCACCGCCGAGGCGCUGUCCUUUUUUACCGGGGACUCAGGCUCCGACUCCGGCGCAAGCAUGGAUCUGGACCCGGCCGCCUCGCCUCUGUCCCCGGCGGGCUCCGCAGCCUCCUCCACCGCCGGCGACAAGCUCGGGGAGAACCCGGCGUGGUGCAAAACUCCCAGCGGCCACAUCAAGAGACCCAUGAACGCAUUCAUGGUGUGGUCGCAGAUAGAGAGGAGGAAGAUCAUGGAGCAGUCCCCGGACAUGCACAACGCAGAGAUUUCUAAGCGGCUGGGGAAGCGCUGGAAGCUGCUGAGAGACAGCGACAAGAUUCCCUUUAUCAGAGAGGCAGAGCGGCUUCGACUUAAGCACAUGGCGGACUAUCCCGACUACAAGUACAGACCGAGGAAGAAGGUAAAGUCGAGCGCAUCUAAGGCUGGCAGCAGCGAUAGAGGGGAAAAAGUUACCGGUAGCUCAAACAACACCAGCACUAAGACGUCCUCAUCUGCGAGGAAGAACGGAUCAAAAUCACCCAGCAGCAGCAACAAACCCCAAAAAUCACUUUUCGGGAGCAGCAGUGGCAACAAAGCUUCGCUGUUUGCAUCUGAGCACCCGUCAGAGCACCACCACAACUCUCUCUACAAGUCCAAAUCUGUCUCCUCGGCUGCCAAACAAAUACCUGAUGCCAAGAAGCCCAAGAGAGUAUACGUUUUCGGGAGCGGCGCGGCCAGUCUGAGCGUCAGUCCCACGUCCUCCGUGGUGGUGCCGGCUAGCCCUACGCUCAGCAGCUCGGCGGACUCUAGCGACCCGCUCAGUCUCUACGAGGACGCGGCCAGCGGCAGAGAGGAAGGCGCUGACUCCCCCGGCAGUAGCAGUAGCAGCAGCAGCAGCAGCAGCUUCGGCGGAACUUCGGAGCGCCGCAGCGGCCACACGUACAGCAACACUCGGCGGGCUUCUUCGCCUACCCCUUCUGGGUCGCACUCCUCUGUCUCUUCCUCCUCGUCUUCCUCGGAGGACGAGGAGUUCGAGGACGACUUGCUGGACGUCAACCCGAGUCCGAGCUUCGACAGCAUGUCGCUGGGGAGCUUCGGCUCAUCGGUCCUGGACAGGGACUGGGACUUGAACGGCGAGUCCGUCUGCGGGGGUUCCCACUUCGAGUUCCCCGACUACUGUACGCCCGAAGUCAGCGAGAUGAUAUCGGGAGACUGGCUGGAGUCCACCAUCUCCAACCUGGUGUUCACAUACUGACUGAGUGCUAAAACUCGCAGACGCAAACAGAAACAGAGGAGCUCUUGCUUACCAGUGGGUUUCACUACUGCAAACCCUGUCCCUGCAAAUCCUUGGAAAGCUUAACUCUAAAGCGAAUAACUUGCUUUUUUCGGGACUUUUCUUCGGAUGCCUGGACUGAGGGAGUCGGAGGGGAGCCGUCCAAACAAGAGGAGACAAAAAAAAAAAAAAAAAAAAAAAAACAGACUGAGUUUCCUGACAGCUCAGUGCAGGACUGUUUUUAAACUGAGUAACUUAACUGUGAUUGAUUUGCACGUUAUGCGGUCCGCCGUACACUUAAUCAAUGUCGUUAAUGAAUUUUUGAGAGAAAAAAAGGGACAUUUUCACAAGUUUUUAACCAAUCGCCAAGUGAACUUCGCCACUAAAGAAAAAAGAAAAACAAACAAACAAACCAAGCAAACAAAAAAGGUACAGACUAGGACUGCAGUGCGACAGUUUUUUUUUACUGUAUCACCAAGAGGCUUUUUUUAAUGAAACCGAGGUGGGUUGAUGUUUUUUAAAAGUUAUUUUCUCAAGAAACAAAAAAAAAAGCGUGUUUAGCAUGAUAGCCUACUUUGUUCCUAUAUCUUGUGCUGAGAUUUUCUGUGCGACUGUUUGAGCAGUUUGUAAACUAGUAUUAGGGUUAUUUAAAAGGAUCUAGGUGGCGCUCACUUCGGUUCUACUUUUUUUACGGAGAAAAAAAAAAGGACUUUGAAAUAAUCACCAGCUCACUUCAGGACACAAACACAACUUCAAGUCUGUGCUUAACUGUAUUGCUACAUUUGUUCCCUCUACUAGGACCAAAAUUCUAUAAUGUUAUUUUCCAGACCAUAGCUAUAGAGAAAUCAUCAUCGAUUUCUAUUUUGUUUUGUUUUGUACAUGUAUUCAGAUGCCAUUUUUAUAUGGGGAUGCUGUAUUUAUAUACUGGGCCAAGCAUCUUUUGUUUUGCUAGUUCUUUUAUACAUGAUCCUGUCAGUAUGUCUGUGUCUGUCACAUUUCCUUCUCAGGCGAAGGGCUAGAGUUUUAAGAACACACAACCUUUUUAAUUUCCUUUUUAUAUUUAAAUGUACACACUUUUUUGGACACUUAAAAGAGAAGAAACAGUUUGAUUAUUUUCUCAGUGUAUUUUUGUACAAAUCUAUAUUGAACACGGGGGUAUGUGUAGCCUAACUAAUACAGCUGUAUUGGAUUUCCUUGUUUUUUAAUGCCCUCAACAGGCUGGUUUUUUUCAUGCUGCCUUCAAGUGCUUAUGGUAAGCUUGUUACUUCGGGCUCAGUUACUUUAGUAGAUUAGAUCAAACAGUAGAGCUGUCCGUUUUGUAUCCUUGCGGUGCCUAUUGUACUUAUUCUCUCAAAUUUAAAGAUACACUUCCACUUUUUUGACAGAAAAGGUGAGUAGGUAGAAAUCAGAUAGGUAGGCCUUAUUUGUCUUCUUUCACAAAAAAAUCCAGAAACAGUCUUUAAGUCCUCUUUGAUGUCAAACCCUUAAACAUCUGCAGCACAGACGUGAAGGUGAUUAGGACAUAAUUGCAAUUUUUCCGACAGCACUUGAAAGCAGCACCAGUCUCGGCCCCCUUUUCCAACGUUUACAGUGCCAGACUGCAGGCUCAUUUUUUUUAAAGACACAGGAGCACGAGUCUUUUUUUUUAAGAGGCUCCUCCUGUGGGACCAUGUGGUUUAAACAGCAGCACUAUCCUAAAAAGCAGUCACUUGCUUUUUUUAUUUUUAUUUUUUUUUAAAUCAUAUGUUUUUGCGUCCAACGUCUUGAAGAUUGUAGCUUUAAAUUUGACUUCGUUUCUUGAUGUUUUCACUCACUGAUGUCACAUCUUGCCAUUCGGCCAGUGGAUUGAGGCGGGCUGUCCAUAUCACAAACAAAGAUGACAACAUCAAGCAUAUUCAAAUUUCUGACCUGAGUUGCGCAACACUUUCUUGUACUGCGUUUCUCAUUGUAUUUGAAUAUAUAAUCUUUUCUACUUGUCGGCUAACUACUAGCUAAUAAUUGUUUUAGUAUCUUUAUGGCAUGGUGAAUAGCAUUUGUAUUUCAGAUUCAGGUUAUUAUUAGCUGUUGUGUUUUUUCAGAAAAAAGAACGGAGAAGGAAAAAAGAGGAAAAAAACAAUGAACUUGAUCUUUGUAUAUUUGACUGUACCAUAAAGCAAAAAGAUUGUGUGUUUAUGUACGUUGUUGCUAUCGAGGACAGGCACUGUUUAGAACUGCUAUCUUUUACACAUCCUUACUUACAUUUAAGGUGGUCAGUUCAGACUGUUUUUUUUGUUUUUGUUUUUUUUUAUAAAUAUAUAAAUAUAUGAAAGCAUUUUUAAAUAUAUUAACUUUAUUUUUCAUCCAUCCUGUGCAAUAUGCUGUGUAGAAUUAUCAUUUAUUGUCUUUAAUCAUGCCAUAAACAAAGAAGCCACCUCUUUUUUCUGAUUAAAGAAGGGGUAGGUUGACUCAUGCCAGCUAAAUUUUGUCCAUUCACUGCCUGUCAGAUUGUUGAUACAAACUUGUGUACAGAACUUUUUCAAGGAAGGAAAUAAAUAUCAGCUGGAACUGAAA
Molecule: messenger RNA, 7322 nt
Organism: Gambusia affinis (western mosquitofish)
Lineage: Eukaryota; Metazoa; Chordata; Actinopteri; Cyprinodontiformes; Poeciliidae
Gene: sox4b
Product: SRY-box transcription factor 4b
Exons: 1
Coding region: 3495-4754 (419 amino acids)
Biological process (GO): anatomical structure morphogenesis; cell differentiation; positive regulation of transcription by RNA polymerase II
Molecular function (GO): DNA-binding transcription activator activity, RNA polymerase II-specific; RNA polymerase II cis-regulatory region sequence-specific DNA binding
Source: RefSeq, a predicted model, not a curated record